AUGAGGAUGUCCGCCCUGUUCCCCUAUAUAAUGAAGCGAAAAUAUAAGAUGGUCGAUGGGUGUGGUAAUCAUUAUGGAGAACAGAUUUAUCGUUUGAAUGUUGGAAGACAUUCCUCGGGGUGUAAUGAAAAAGUAUUGCUUCAUCAAAACAAUUGUCCCGCUGACAAUUGCCACGCAAGUGUGAUUGCUGUGGCCUCUGAGCGAAGGUUUUCCGUAACAUCAUUGCAAUCAACCAUGGAUGUGGAUGAAGAGCUGUGUGUUGGCUCGCCUAAAGUUUCGGAGACUAUGGAAGAGCACGAGGCUCAGAGACAGGUUAACGAUGAAGUUAGGGAUCAGCUUCCGAAGAAUAACGAAAACUACGCUCUGAAAGAAAAUAGAGCAGGCGCGAAAAAUUUAUGA
Molecule: messenger RNA, 399 nt
Organism: Rhizophagus irregularis DAOM 181602=DAOM 197198
Lineage: Eukaryota; Fungi; Glomeromycota; Glomeromycetes; Glomerales; Glomeraceae
Source: RefSeq, a predicted model, not a curated record